AUGUUCGAAAAAACCCGCGAUAUCUUCACCCACCUCAUACACCCGAUUUUAUUCAUGUACCUAGCAGCAUCCUACAUCCCAUCCACCACAACGUCCCUGCUCUCCCCUCUCCAACUCAACAUCCUGCUCUCACCAUCCGCAUUCGUCUGUCCCUCCAAUCUUCCCCUUGACCAAGAAGAAAAACAAAAAGAAAUCUGGUUCGCUCGUUUCUGGGCCAUCUAUGGCCCGGAACUGCAAAAGAACACCUCUCCCACCGUCGCGCCCCUCCUGCAGCGCGUCCACGGCAUCGUGCUAGACAUCGGUCCCGGGUCCGGCGAAUGGCUUCCGCUGUUACCCAAGAACCGCAUCACGAAGAUCUAUGGCGUGGAGCCGAAUAAAGAUCACCAUGCGGCGCUGCGUAGGAAGAUCAGGGAGUGUGGAUUAGAGGGCGUGUAUGAGAUUGUGCCGGUGGGAAUUGAGGAUUUAGAGGAGGGGGGAUGGAUUAAAGAGGAGAGGGUGGAUAGUGUUAUUACUCUGUUUUGUCUGUGUGGUAUUCCGAGGCCGAGGGAGAUGAUUGGGAGGCUGUAUGGCAUGCUUGGGGAGGGCGGGGUUUGGGUAUUGUAUGAGCAUGUUAGGGUUAGGGAGGGGAGGUGGGUGGGGUGGUAUCAAUCGGCGAUGAAUCUCUUCUGGCCGCACUUUUUGGGGGGCUGCGAACUUAGGAGGGAUACGGGACGGUGGGUCAAGGAGGCUGGACCUUGGAGUCAGGUUGAAUUGGUACAGCCUGUGAAUGAACCGGAGUAUCAGGUUGUGCCUCAUAUUCAGGGUGUCCUGGUGAAGUGA
Messenger RNA from Lachnellula hyalina, 819 nucleotides. RefSeq names its product Methyltransferase-like protein. The record is from RefSeq and is a predicted model, not a curated record. The coding region runs from base 1 to 819 and encodes 272 amino acids. NCBI's taxonomy places the organism in Eukaryota, Fungi, Ascomycota, Leotiomycetes, Helotiales, Lachnaceae. The transcript has 3 exons.